CACCGCCACCAUGUUGGAUCAGGAAGUAGGCAGAGCCGAAGCAGGAAUCCCGAGCUGAGCUUACCGUCAGCGGCCGUGUCUCUUCUCGGUCGACCGUUUCACCGUUCUCACCUUUAAUAUUCAGGUUACAUGCUGCGUGGCCUCCUGGCUGGUCGAGGUAGGCGCUUUUCUUCGGAUUUGAUCGUUGUGCAGCCCCAGCUAUGACCACUCUGACGCAUCGAAACUCGGGCCUCGUCCAGCGGAGGACCGAGGCCAUUCGCAGCGCCGCCGCCGACAGAGAGAGGGAGUCCGACGGGGAGGAGGACGAGGCGCGCCGCGGGGAGGAGGCGGACGACGACGACAAGGGGGACUCGAAGGAAACCAGGCUCACGCUGAUGGAGGAAGUGUUGCUCUUGGGCCUCAAGGAUCGAGAGGGAUACACGUCUUUCUGGAACGACUGUAUUUCUUCCGGGCUUCGCGGAUGUAUGUUGGUCGAGCUGGCCCUCCGAGGGAGGCUGCAGCUGGAGCCCUGCGGUGUGAGGAGGAAAAGCCUGCUCUCCAGGAAGGUGAUCUGCAAGUCAGACGCCCCGACAGGAGAUGUGCUACUGGACGAGGCCUUGAAGCACAUUAAAGAAACCCAGCCUCCAGAGACUGUCCAGAGCUGGAUAGAGCUGCUGAGUGGAGAGACCUGGAAUCCCCUGAAGCUGCACUACCAACUGAGAAACGUUAGGGAGCGUCUGGCGAAAAACCUGGUCGAGAAAGGUGUCCUUACUACAGAGAAACAGAACUUCCUGCUUUUUGACAUGACCACACAUCCGCUCACCAACAGCAUCAUUAAACAGCGUCUCGUCAAAAAGGUCCAGGAAUCCGUUUUGGAUAAGUGGGUCAACGAUCCCCACCGCAUGGACAAGCGGGUUCUGGCCCUGAUCCUUCUGGCCCACUCAUCCGACGUUCUUGAGAAUGCCUUCGCCCCGCUCCAAGACGACCAGUACGACCUGGGCAUGAAGAGAGUCCACACUCUGCUGGAGCUGGAGCCGGAGAAAGAGAGCGCAAAGCCCAAUGUGAACGAACUUAUGUGGGCCGUGGUGGCUGCAUUCACUAAAUGAAUACACCUGAUAUGGUUGGACUGCAAGAUCUGGCUAUGGUCUGUGUUAUUUAAUUGGUUGAAGGACUUCACUUAAUGAGACAAUCUAUUUUGGUUGGGGAGCCUGUUUGUACAUCUAUUCCAGAUGACAUUUUGGUGGCAGUCCAUGUUAUCUCAGUGCAAUCUGAUUGGUGGUGGGCUUCCCCAAGUAACAUUUGGUUGGUUGGAACAGUCUCUAAAUGAAAAAUGACUGGCUGCUUCACACAGUGAGGUAUAUUAUCUGCUGCUGCGGGGCUGGAUAUACUUCUAAACGUCAACACUACAAACAGAUGGGUUUCUGUUCAUGUUAGAUGACAUCAAAGAACAAAGCAGAUGGCAGCAGUAGUCAUGGUGAAUAUGAAGAUUUUGACUGGGGCCAAGUUUCCCUUCUUCACAAAGGAAACAUCAUCUCUACAUUACUACAAGAUGUGGCCAGAAUCAAAUCCUGGUUUCGUCUCCAUACUCUCCCACAUGCUUAUGCAAGGAUAAAGGAUAGCAAGUCACACUGCUAUCGAUGCUCUUUGCACUCGUGCAGGUCUCCUGCUUCCACCUAUUCAUUCCCACUUGUGUUGGGAGUACAUGCUCUAGGGUUACUGUUAGAAUAGACUACCUGAAUGUUUUACUGAGUCACUCUGUCUUCUCAUUAAUUCUCUUUCCUCCUUUUUUUCCUCAAUGCAUUUUGAGGAGGAAAUGGAGGACACACAUAAACGCCUGCAUCCUUUAGAGUGAGGCGGGUAAUUUGGCCCUCGUAGAUUCUGACCAAAAUGAAGAAUUGAAGUUUGAGUCUAACUAAAUUGUUGAUCGUAUUAGUUGAAAUGGGUCCAUUCUGUGUUUAUAGAAUGAGACUAGUCUUCCAUUUCUGUUUAUGUUGCUAGUCGAUGCUUGGAGUAGCCUGCCAUUUAUCAACUAUUUUGCACAGUCAGUAGCCCUGUAAGUAGGAGCGUAUUUAUAGGGAUGAUUCUUGGGUUGAUCAACACACUUGAGAAGAUGGGAUUGAGAGUUAUGAACCUUAAUCACCACGGGGAAAAAAGAUCUCAUUCAUUUUGUCUACAGUUAUUAAUCUUUAUAAAUACUUUAAAAUCAUUCCUUUGGAUAGUGUGAGUUGGGAUGUAAAAACAAACAGCGAUCAAUACGUUCUGAUUUGGAUCGCUGUGACAGCCUACACAGACUUACAUCAUGAUCAGUUUCUUUUAUAAAUGGGGUGGGACAUGUUAGCCGAACUGGCUAGUUUCAAUUCAGAAAACCAUAAAGGGUCGAUUCAUCCAAAUGUUUUACAAAAAAAUCUCACUCAACAGUAGUGGUAUAUAGCAGUGGAGAUAGUUUUAUUUCUCAGAGGUAUCAGCCUCUAUCUUUAUACAACAAGGUUAAAUGGAAUUUCCUUUUAAGAUGCUCAUCGGCAGUAAAAAAAAAAAAAAAAUGUAGAAGCAACAACUCUCCCUGGAGUUUCCACAGAUCCACAAUAUUUACUGUAAACUGUUUUUCUUAAAACUACUUUGCACUAAAAGGAUAAAUGAUCUGUUAACAGCAUGUCCCGGGGAUUGAAUACAGACCAACAGACUGAGACAAUGAUUUGUUUUUUUCUUGGGUGAGCCGACCCUUUAAAGUUUCCCUCUUGCAUUAUAUUGUAUCUAUCAGUUUGUAUGUCAUGUCAUAACUACGUGUUAUUUCUAUCUAAUAGGCCCAGGCGGGCAUGUUAUAUCGUUUCAUUCAUGCAGGUGGUGGGAGGGUUACUGUGGCCCCAGAUAAAUCCUCAUUAAAGACUCAAACUGUUGAAAAACAUGCUAAUCUAUUGGAACAAAAACGAUCUCUAGUCAUGCUUUGGUGCAGAUCUGGGAGCGCUUCUGUUUCCAAUAUAAAAUGAUGAUUGUAAACAUUUUGGUCUGAUGAGUGUGAUCUGUGUGUAAAGUUUCAUCACCUUCUUUUUCAUGGCAUACUUAAAGUUCUGUCUUUUCUUUCUACCAACAAUAUACCAGUAGGUAUGAAGAACUGUUGAGCUCUGUUUACAGCUAAGAGACCAUGCAUGCUUUUGGUGGAGGGCUGGGAUACUUGUGGAUGUAGCUACAGAGAAAAGGCUUGUAUGUAAUUAUUAGUCAUUUUAUGUGUACGAUCUAAUGGAAUUCAAUGAAAGGGAUCUUCUCUCCUAUCCUCUAUAAUUCUGUAUGCUUUUGUAUUACCACACAAAAUAAAGUAAGGAUCCUUUAAGUGCCUGAAUUUA
Messenger RNA from Epinephelus lanceolatus (giant grouper), 3317 nucleotides. Its product is annotated as Golgi phosphoprotein 3-like. The record is from RefSeq and is a predicted model, not a curated record. Gene Ontology annotation, cellular component: trans-Golgi network; cytosol; Golgi cisterna. Gene Ontology annotation, molecular function: phosphatidylinositol-4-phosphate binding. Gene Ontology annotation, biological process: Golgi to plasma membrane protein transport; retrograde vesicle-mediated transport, Golgi to endoplasmic reticulum; Golgi organization. Lineage: Eukaryota; Metazoa; Chordata; Actinopteri; Perciformes; Serranidae.